CGAUGUCAGGUUAGUCUCAUCCAAGCUCUGCGACAAGUAAGUAUGUUUUCCCCUUGGUUUUUCUUUAGGUUUUGAGAUUUCAUAGUUUCAUUCAUUUUCAAAUACGUAACUUUUCUACUGAGUAAAUUUUCGUUGAAAAUUAUAUCAUCUAUAAUUACAAUUUACAACUUGCGAAUUAUUCCAUCUGACCCAUAAACGAUGCUGCUGGGUAGCCGUCCAUGGCUUGACAUGUAAAUAGUUCUUGAAUGUGGUGGAGUGAAUAUACCUUUGUUUUGUUUCAUUUAUUAAUGCAUGUACAUUUUUUCGUUCAUGAUUAUGUUUGUUAAAUUGUAAGAACAGCGUGGUGAGCCCAGCCCUACCCUGGGAGUAUCGCGCUAUAUAAAACCACAUCUAAUGAUUAUAAUAAUAAUAAUGAUAAAACUCUACGAAUUAUAGUCUAUGAUGUAGUUGUUUAAAAGGUUAUGUUUACAAUUUAAUAUAAUUUCGUCGAUAUUUUCUGUUAGGAUUCAAAACAGGAAUGGCCGUUGAAGGUGAUGUCUUGUACAAAAAAAAUAAAUGAAAAUGUAGCAACUAAAUUUCACACACACACACAAACACACACGGACACACACACACAUACCCAAGGCAUGUGCGCACGCACUCACAGAAACAGACACAUACACACAUUACAGACGAACCCACACCCACAUAGACACAGACGCAGACACACGCCUGCACACACACACACACACACAAACACACACACUAAUCCUCUCCUAUACCCUUUCCCUUUGCCUUGCCUAACAUCCUCUUUCACACUUCAGUACCCCUUUUCAAAGACAAAAUUCCUCUCAAGCGUGGCGUACUACAGGAUGCAUAGGGCAUGGGGGGAGGGGGGUGUCCGUCUUUUCGUCCGACUGCAGAGUUAAGUUUGUUUAAGGAUGCGAGGAAAUUAUCGGGCGGCCCACGUUGCACUAACUCUGAUUACGCUCUGACCUCACAUGACAACCCGCUUGGAAUCUAGAGAUUUUGAAAUAGGAGUGAAGUAUAUGGUACGAACACUAUAUAUUUUUUUUGUUAAAUCCUAUUUUCUUGGAGUACGAGCGAGUAGAUUGGUACCCGCAUUCAUAUCAGUGGUCUCUGCCAUGGUUUUUCGAUUUAAUCAUUAUGGUAUGGAAGACGAUACCGUGAAUUGAAUGGAAUUACAUUAUUUAUAACAAUAUUUUAAAAAAAAAAUAAUUCCGUCUGUUUCAUGUAGUUUUCGAAAACUUAUUGUAAUCGAGUACAAACAAACAAAACUUUUAAAAAUUGAGUACACACAAACAAAACUUUUUGGCCUACAGCAAAAAAAACAAACGAACAAAACAACCACGUGAAAGCUUCACGGUUUUACUAAAAUAAGGACUUUCUCCAAAGAGCUUAUUACUAAGACACGUGAUCAACAAAGAUAAGUCAUUACCAUGAUUUGGUUGUCAGGUGAGUAUUCAGACCUUAAAAUUGCACAGUUAAUGCGCCUUUUUUAAAAAAAAAAAACCUGAUGCAAUAGUCUACGAAAACUAGUCUUUCUCGUGAUUAGGAAUUACCCAAUUACUUCCUGGUCGUGUUUAUGUCUUCAUUUCUACGACAUGUAACUAUCUUUUUUUUUCUCUCUUCCAAAUUCGUUAGUUUUAGGGAUCAAAUGUAACAAACACAAUGUAGUAACCAUACAAACGAGGUAGCUAUUGUCUACCAUUAAUCUAGAUGACGUAAAAUUUUACUCCUCAUGGCGAAUCUCACACGAUGCACGCUAUAGAUUCUAAACAUUUGGCAUUUCAAACAUCCUUCAAAGGCAGUGUCUCCCAACAUUUUAGGGUCAUGCCAAACCCAAGUCUUUCUAAAAUACUUAUGGCCCCCCACCAAAAAAAAAAUCAAGUAAUAUAUACAUACAUUUAAUAUUAAAUAAUUGAAUUGUUUACUGAAAUAAAACUAAAUGACAGGUUUAAGGUUUAAGUAAAAAAAGAAGGACAAAAAAAAAAAACAAAACUAAAUUUUCAAACAUUUAAUGAAAAAGUGAAAUUCAAGGAUUAAAAAAUUAAGAUCAUUCAAGAAUGUUUUAAUUAUUAUUCAUUUCAUUUAGGCAUAUUAUUUAUUAUUUAAUAAUUUUUAAAUACGUUCAGACAUCACCAAACAAAAUAAAAGUUUAAAAAAAAUACAGUGGGAGAUCACAAAUACAGUGCGAGAUCACAAAUACAGUGCGAGAUCACAAAUACAUUGCGAGAUCAAAAAUACAGUGCGAGAUCACAAAUACAGUGCGAGAUCAAAAAUACAGUGCGAGAUCACAAAUACAGUGCGAGAUCACAAAUACAGUGCGAGAUCAAAAAUACAGUGCGAGAUCACAAAUACAGUGCGAGAUCACAAAUACAGUGCGAGAUCACAAAUACAGUGCGAGAUCACAAAUACAGUGCGAGAUCACAAAUACAGUGCGAGAUCACAAAUACAGUGCGAGAUCACAAAUACAGUGCGAGAUCACAAAUACAGUGCGAGAUCACAAAUACAGUGCGAGAUCACAAAUACAGUGCGAGAUCACAAAUACAGUGCGAGAUCACAAAUACAGUGCGAGAUCACAAAUACAGUGCGAGAUCACAAAUACAGUGCGAGAUCACAAAUACAGUGCGAGAUCACAAAUACAGUGCGAGAUCACAAAUUCAUAGCGGAAAAACAAAUACAACCACAGUUGACAAAUACAAAUAAUAGAUUUAAAAAAAAAAACUUAAAAAACAAAGAUGGAAACGGUAACAAUUGCUGUCUUACACCUUUGGUGGAAUUUUAAUGUUCCUUAUUUGUUUCCUCAUGAAGCAAUACAAUCUUUCCUUUUAUGUUAAAUAAUGUGUUAAUAGACUCGCCAUUUUGCAUUUCUGAGAGAUCUUCUUGAUUUUGCAUAUUUGAAAUAUCAGAAAAAACCCCAACAUUGGCUGCAUCAUCCAAUUUGCGUAAUCAAUUUGUUAAAAAAAAAAUUUUUAAGUCCAUCUUCUAAAAAAAGCUGACAAUUUUUUUUUUACAUGUUUGACAAUAACAAGUGUAGCGUUUCUGUCACUUCACUUUUUGAGCCAGCGUAACUUGUCAAAAGUUUUGUUACAAACAUAUUUUUGACACUAUUCAAUAAAUCUAUUGCAAUAAAAUAGCAUCGCGUUUGCAUCGACAGUUUUUAUGUGUUCCUUUGAAGUUGGUAUUUAGUCUUUCCAAGAUAUCGGCUAAGAUAACUAACAAAUCCUUUACAAUUAAGUGUUAACAGUCAUUUUACUUCAGGCCACUCGCUUAAAAAGUCACCAAAAGAGAUAAAAAGUAUGUCCCCCAGCAAACGGUUGUAAAGGAAAAAACGCUCGUGUAAUAAUACACGCGUAUUUCCCAAAAAACUCCAUCCCAAUAUUUUUAAUUUUCUCCAGUCACUAUUAGCUAUAAAGUAUAGAGAGAAUCACAACGGUUAACUGCAAGAAAAUGUUUCGAUAAAAUAUAUAUUAAAAAAAAUUUCUAAGAAACUCCACUCUAUUUAUAAUACAGUGGUUCAUAUUAUUUUUCUGUUAAAUUUGCGUAUAGAUUUCUUUUGCUUCCUAUGCUUAGACGUAGCUUCGGAUAAUAUCUUAAGUCAACCGGUAAAAAAAAAAAAAAUUGAAACUCUUAUUUAUAAGGGUGUCAGAUUAUCUAAAAUCUACUUAAAUGUCAAUUGUUUUACAGAUAAUUCAGUUAAAUUACAACGAUGGGAGCAGGGAUAGAAAAAUAAAACAUGUCCACCAAAACUACAGUAGAACUUCAAAGCCUCUUAACAGCAUGUGCCAAGGGACUGAAGACUGCUGUGAAGGCGCUAAUUAAAAGUGGAAUAGAUAUUAACCAAAAGUACAAUGGUGAGUCCCCACUGCUCGUAGCAGCGAGACAUGGGCAGACGGGUGUUGCUCUUGUCCUCAUGGAAAACGGGGCGAAUUUAAAUGAAGUGGACCGUGGUGGAGAAAACGCUUUAAUGAUAGCCGCAAUGAAUGGUCAUGCGCACACAGUAGAAACGCUGAUGGAAAGAGGAUAUGACAUGAAUUCCAAAAAUAGCUCUGGAUACACUUCUCUAAUGCUAGCCGUGAAGAAGUGGAAUGUUGACCUGAUGAAUAUGAUGAUCAAAUGUGGUGCCAAUGUCAAUGAGAAACAAAACAAUACGACCGAGGACACUGCGCUAAUAUUAGCCGCAUGCGAGGCACCGAUAGCUGUUGUUGAAAAACUUGUAGAGAUGGGGGCCAAUUUAAAUGAUCACAACACUCUUGGUCGAACAGCGUUAAUGGCUACCGUUGAUAAAGACAAAUGGCAUUUUUACGCAUAUCAGGAAAACAAGGAUAAAGCUGAAUUUCUAAUCAACAGAGGUGCUGAUCUAAACGAAAAAGACAGAGAUGGACGAACUGCACUAAUGUUAGCUGUAGUCCAUUGUAAGAGGAAUAUGUGUGAAAUGUUAAUAGGAUAUGGAGCUCAUGUUAAUGACAAGGAUAACGACGGCAUCACUCCACUUGUGCACGCUUUGAGGGCAAACAAAACAGACAAUAUAAUAUUGCUUAUUGAAAAUGGAGCAGAUGUCACUGAGAGGGACAAUCACAAAAACACCACCCUUAUGUACGCCGCAAAGGCCGAAAACACAGACGCUAUUCUCCUGCUUUUAGAGAAAGGCGUAGGUGUAGACGAGAAAAACGAUGACGGCGCUACCGCUCUUAUCCUCGCAUCGGAAGAGCUGGUUGGCAAAAGUGUUGAAGUUCUGUUAAAAGCAGGCGCAAAUGUAAAUGCAAAGAAACAUAAUGGAAGGACAGCAUUAAUGGAAGCGGUGUUCCAAAAAGGCAGAUCUUUUACUUAUCUAGUCCAAUUGCUCAUAGAUCACGGAGGCGACGUGAACGGUAAAGACAACGACGGAAAUACGGUUCUUGAGCUGGCCAUACGUGCGGGACAUAUUGAAAACGUCAGGACGUUAAUCGAGGGAGGAGCAAACAUCCACGAGAAAGUCAAUGGCCAUGGGAACGCUCUAGUGUUGGCAAUACUGGAAAACAAGACUGACAUUGUUGAACUGCUUAUUAAAGAAGGAGCAACAGAUGACGUUGAUGAAGAUGUAUUUAUGCCUGAUAACGCAGAGCCAGAGUCAAGCCUAGACCCCGACCUUAGCCUAUUGGCAAUAAGAGAUGGCAAAGAGGACUGUGUUGAUCACAAACACAGUGAGGCAUCAAUUUCUGGAUGCGAUGAAGGAAAUGGCACACUAGCUCAGAGUGACGCAAAAUAUGUUGAAUUUAAUAACAAGCUUAACCUUUUAAUAACGGGACCUGCGAAAAAUGGAAUGCAGAAUUGUGAAAAGUUUAAACAGAAACGAAAACGAAAAAGAGGUCGCCAAAUUUUUCAAGAAGCAGCAAUUGAUGUUCUAACGACAACUGAUACUAAAAAGAUGCUGACUGUCUUUAGCAAAAAUUACAAUAGAAAGAUAUCAUCACAUGCAGAAACGAUCGAGAAGAAAGCCGCCAAAAGACAACGCCAACAAUUGAUUGUGUCCAUGACUACAGCAAUACGAAAGCGUAACAAGGUAAGGCACAAUGGAGCUAAAAGACAGGACCAUAAUCGCAACCACUUGAGAUUUGAAGAACGAUGCCCGAGACCUGUCAACGUCUGUAAGGUCCCGGAUAUUCUUAAGUAAGUACGCAUACCCAAUUUGAUAUUUGUUAUGUCUAAAUUUGUUAGUUGAAAUAUCCCACAAUAGCCAAUAAAUAUUUAUUUUAAAAAAAAAUAUAAUGAAAUGAAAACCAUUUACAAAAUAUAUAUUUUCGGUUUUUCGAAGACAAAAAAAGUUGUAAAUUUAUGAUAUGCUAUCCAGUGCAAAUAUUGUAUCCAGUGUAAAUGUGAUAUUCAGUGCAAAUAUUGUAUCCAGUGUCAAUAUGACAUCCACUGCAAAAACAUGGAAAGCAACAAAUUGUAAGCAAUUUUUCAACGAGGCAAUUUUCGCUUUGAAUGAUAAAGCCAGUGCCAAGUCACUUUUAUACAAUUAUUUGAAAAAUGUUUUGUUUGCAAAUUGACUUUUAUUUGCUUGUAAUGAUUGUAAUCGUUGUUACUGGAAAGGCAUUUCCUGUAGAAUAGCCUUAUUCCUUGUAGCUACAAAUAAUAAUAAUUUAAUUUUUAAUUUUUCUAACAGAGUAAUAAGUUUUUUGUUUAUUUUUUGUUGUGCAAGAUAAAAAAAAACCUAGCUUAAAAUAUAGAAAAAAAUUCUUGAUCAAAAUUGUAAAUUAAUAUAAUAAUUUUUUUUUUUUAAAUUAUUUAAAAUACAUUUUAAUUUCGUUAGUUAAUCUUGCUUUCGUAUUUCUAGGAACAGGGUAAGACAUUCCAGAUUUGCUAGAGAACAAAUAAAAACGAGGAAUUAUUUUCCAGUUAAAAAAAAAAUAUCCGUCAAAAAUGAAACACAAGUUAACAAGCUGAAGACGGAAACCAAAACAACCAGAACGAGGCAAAAGUUUAAGGAUGAAUUAUGUUAUGUAUUUGGUUCAACUUUUUCACUGACGCAAAACUUUCUGAAAACUGAUCUUUGCAAAUGCAUUACUCAAGCCUGGCGAAAACGAUGGCAUCCAAGACGAGGAAACACAAGAGGAAGUUGUUGGACAACAAAUGCAGAGACACUCAUGCGGGAUGGUCUACGAGGUAGGAAGACGCGAAGUCCGUCCGCUAAGCGACAUCAGCAAUCAAUGAAACCUCCAUAUUUACGACCUAAGAAAUCAAGGAAACCUCCAAAUUUGCGACAUCAGAAAUCCAGGAAACCUCCAGAUAUACGACAUCAGAAACGGACACUACAAAUUGUUUAUAAGUAAGAAAAGUAAAUAAAGUAAAAACAAAUGAAAGACUGGCAUAAUUGUAAGCCCGGAGGCUAUUUUUUUCUUUACCCAUUAUGAGGCAAAAUAUAAAAAAAAUUACGAACUUCCUGCACUGAAAGUUUUGUUCCGAAAAAAAAAGCAGAAAACAAAAGUUGAAUUUACUACAAACCACUUUGACACAUUAGUGCUAGCCUAUUUAUGAAUAAGAAGAUGUAAUCUUUAUUAAUUAUCUUUGUUUGCUCUUCUUGUAGGACCAUCAUCGUGCAGAAUGUGGGGAAUCUGACAGUUCAAGGGGCGUAUUGUGUCAAUAUUAAAAAUACUCAAUUUUGCCGUAUUGUCAAUUGACUAACAAUUAAAAAAAAAAGGGCAUUCAAUGAAGAUUAUACAAAAUGUGAUUAGUAGCACAUGAUUGAAUUGUUUGAAUUGCUUAAAAAUCUGAAAAAACAAAUUAACAAAUGCAAAACUUUAAUCUUAAAAAAUCACAAUAUUUAAACGUGUCUCUGUAUAUACUUUGAAUGUAUUUAUAUUUGUUGUAAAAAAAAAAAAGUGAAGCUGCAUAUUGAUUAUUUUGUAUUUAUGCAUAUAUUAUUUUUUUAAAUGUUUCAUUAAUUGUAUUUUAAAAAGUCUUUCUGGUGUUUCUCUUCAUGGUAAACCAUUUUAUUAUUUCGAGAAUUUCGAGAAGAGAAAUCCCUUUUUUUAAAGACUCUUUUUAAAAAAAAAAAGAACCAAAACGAGACGUUCGAUUUCCCAGAAGCUUUCUAUAAACCCAUCUUUAGCGUUUUCGAACAAUAGAAAUUUUGGGAAUGAGAUCACUUGUUUAAUAUGACACAGGUUAUUUUCAACAAACAUAUGUGCUAAAAUAUUAUUAAAAAAAAAAACAAAAAAACCUUAAAUAUGUAAAAAUUGUUUUUGGCUAUUCACAUCACUUGCUUUUUCCUUAAGUUGAAAUGUAUUUAUAUUUUUCUAAUGAUUCGUUUAUGUGCAAAUUUCGUUAAUUGUGUCUUGUGAUUAAAUAGGAUGAUCUUUAACUCUUAGAUGGUGCUCAGAAAAAUAAAAGUAAAUAGUGAGGUUAACGAUUUUUUCCCCCGACAAUUUUUUGUGGCUGUAAAGUUGGAAGUUGGGGAGAAUGGUGUGGAGAUGAAAGAUGGCGCUUGGCUCGAGGGUGGGGAGAAUGGUGUGGAGACUCGCAUAACGUUUAUUUUAUUUAUGACUCCUUUUUUACCCAAUGAUACCUUAAAAAAAAAAACUAAUAUAUGGAUAAAGAGUAUGACACACAUAAUUCCAGGACACGUGAAUGCAGAAACUUAAGCAAAUUCAAGACACAAAAUUACCGAUCUUAAUCAAUUGUUUCAAACAACCUAAACUAUUUAUGGGUCUGGUAAGUGUGAGGCUAAGCAGUACACCUCUGAGACAAAAUGAUCAGUCGGAAUUGUAGCUUGCUAUAGCGUGAACUUUGCUGAGUGUGAAUUCAUCCCUAACCCUCUUUAUGUUUUGGUUUGGUUUACACCAGACAAAAUUUAGCGUUAAAUGUCUGUGAAUUUUUAUCAUUUUCUUACAUGGUCGUCAUAUUUUACAUGUUACAUUCAUUUGUUUAGGGACAGGAAAAAAAAAAGCCCAUAUUUACUAUCACAUUUCUCUUGUAUGGUAGAAUUUAUCGUAUUUGUAUGAUUGUGUGUUUGUGCCUGCCGUUUUAAAGGUCAAACGUUGACAAUUUGGUUGUGACUGUGCAUUGGUCAGCUAAAAUUGUUUUUUUUUUCCAACUCAAAAUCUAAAAUAUAGCAUAUCGCAAGAGCCAUAUUCUAUUACAAGUGUACAUCUUUGAACUGGAUAGCCACAGAUCCAUUUUUUUUGGUCAUUGCUCAUUUCAUUAUAAUUACUUUAAAUAUUGGUUAACGUACGUAUUCAUUUUUUGAAUAUUGGGGAUCAGGGUUGAAGUCAUGAAGUUUCAGUCAUGAAGUUUCAGUCAUGAAGUUUCAUGUUGCUAAUGUUGGAUACGCUUGGGGAAUUUUUUGCUUAGC
Messenger RNA from Lymnaea stagnalis (great pond snail), 8836 nucleotides. The record is from the annotation of a GenBank genome assembly. Lineage: Eukaryota; Metazoa; Mollusca; Gastropoda; Lymnaeidae.